Molecule: messenger RNA, 2885 nt
Organism: Daphnia carinata
Lineage: Eukaryota; Metazoa; Arthropoda; Branchiopoda; Diplostraca; Daphniidae
Exons: 9
Coding region: 61-2784 (907 amino acids)
Biological process (GO): centriole replication
Cellular component (GO): centrosome
Source: RefSeq, a predicted model, not a curated record
UAGUAUACAUUUACAUUGUCAGCAGUAAGAUAGAAGUUAUACCGAGGAAAGAUUGCAUUGAUGGAUAAUAACGGAUUAAGUUUGUAUAACAUUGGGACAAGUUUAGACUUGGACGCUCUAACUCAAGGUGGACCGCAGAAUAACAACAACCACCAUGAUGAAGACGAUACCGAUGAUGACGGGGAGGAAGAAGAAAUUCAGCAACGAAAUGCAGAGCUCCGUGAUCUACUCACAAAUGCAUUUGAUGAUUUAAUUGAAGAGGAUGAAAGUGACUUGGAAACUACAAACCAACAUUUCUCAAGGCUGCAUUUAGAAAAAAGCCAGGAGUUCCAAUCUGAUUCUUCAAAACAAAGCAGAUCUCAAGGUCAAGAAUAUCUAGGAGAUUCUUUACAUAGUCCAAUACAUCGUCAACAAAGUGAAGAAAUGCCAGAACCUCUGCACCAGGAUACCCCAGCGGGUAGUGAAAGCAACUUGUCUUUUAGCGCCUGGUCAAAGAAUAGCCAUAAGAAGAAUUGUGUUAGAUUCAGUCCACUUGAGGAAAGUAAAACAAAUUCCUACAGACCUUCAUGGAAUCAUAGCAAUGAAGAAGAAAUUGAAAAACACUACCUCUCAUCUGGCCUAAAUUCUAAAGCAGAACUGGAAAUACUAUACGCUGCUAGGGGAACUGAAAUUAGCAAGCUCAAUUCUGAGAUCCAUCAUCUACAUCAUAAAGUGGCACUUUUAGAAGGGGAAAAAACUGGCAUGAAAAUGACAUUAGAAACAAGUGAAAGGAUUGUGCAAGAAAGCCAUCAAGAUAAUUUGCGUCUUAAAGAAGAAAUAACUGCCUUAAAUAAGCGAGUCAAAGAUGUGAUAGAAACAAAUCAACACCUUAUUUCUAAAUUACAAGCAGCCGAAAAUAAUGCAAUCAGUUUAGAGCGACAGCUUCUCGACCUUAAUUUACUUCAGGCUAAUCAUCGCGAUGCCAAUAGACAAGAUAAUUUGCUAAGCGGAAUUAAGGCGAGAUAUGAUAACGAUUUGCGAUCCCUCAGAGAUGAGCUCAAUCGCCUUCGAACGGAGCUUGACCACAAGAAUGAAAAUAUUUCGACUCUUGAGAGGAAGCUUCGUGACGUAACAGAGAUGCAUGAGCGCACUUUGACUGAAAGAGCGGCUAAUCUGCAAGAAUUCAAUCGCGCCCUCGAUCAACAGCGUAUUUUACGCGAACAACGUGACACGCUUACGAGCGCAACUUUGCUAGAUCAAUUAUCACGAGCUCAAGAGGAGAUCGAACGAUUAAAGAAGGAACGGAUUUCCCAAAAUUUAUCCGACUCGAUGAGUCAGAUGCGAUUAGGAACAAACAGAGAUCACUCUGAUGUCAAACAAUCGGACCGAAUUAUCAGUAGCCUAGAACAACGUUUGCAAACCUCUGAAAAAAAUGUUAAGCAAUUAGAAGAGAAAAUCCAUCAGCUGCAAAGGGAGAAAGAGGCGCUCAACCACGAAUUAAGCACGAUCGCCAAGAUACCUGUGCAAUCUAAUGACCAAGACAGCAAACUUAGUACGGAACUUAACAACGUAAAAGAGCUUUAUCUGGCUGUGUGCCGUGAGAAAGAUUCGUUGGAAGACCAGCUACAACAAAUGAACUCUGGCCGUAAAGAGUUAGAUGAAGAAAAGAAACAUUUAUUGCAAGAACUUGAGGAGGUUAACCGAAACAUGGAAGAAAACCUCAACAGGCACAAGGCCAUGAUCGAGGCGAAUUGGGAUACCAAAAUGCAGACUGUUGUUCAAGAACAUGUAGCUCGUGCUAGACUUGAAUGGCUAAAGGAGAAAACAUCCGGCCAGGUGGACGAUCUCGUUCAUGUAGAGAAGAGCUUAGGUGAACUUCAGUGUUUACGUGAAGCUAUGGAUGCCUUGCGCCAUGAGCGAGACAUUUUGCAGAACGAACUGAUGAAGCGCCAACAGCAGCUUAAAAUGGAACGACAUUUCUUACGGGAAAAGUUUGAAGUCGAAAAAAAGAAUUUAAUUAAAACGUGGCAAGAAAAAGUGGCUGCUGCGUCUAGGGUCGCUGCAGAUAAAUCAGAAAACCAACAACCUGAAAAGAGUCUAAUCACAGCUACAGCCGACGCUAUGGCUAGAUUAAGACAACAGUGUGAAGACGAGAAACUUUCUAUUAUCGCCAAUUAUGAAAAGCAAAUUGAAGAACUGCAAUCGAAUUCAUCAACACCUUUAACUUCACAAAUGGCAUCAAGUACUCGUUCGGCGCAAUCGGCACUGGAUUGGAAAUUAGACUUGUCCAAAAUAAAAAUAUGCCUCAGGAACAACCAACAGGUACCAACGGAUUUACUGCCCAACUUGGACAGCGCCAUCCAAAAGAUGGAAACAUCGCGGAUUUAUGAUCAAAAAGUGAUCCAAGAACAAGCUGAAAAGUACAAGCAUCUCAAACGGCGCGUUCGUGACUACCAGAAAUACGUCAAUGACAAAUUGGCCAAACACAAAGCCGAACGACAACGCAGUGAAGAUUAUUUCCGAACUGUCAUAUCGGAUUUGUUGAACAGAGUCAAUUCAGAGCUAGAAUUGCUCGAACAAGACCGCGCCAACGUCAACCGGGCCGCAAAUAUCGCCCCUAAUGUGCCUACGGUAAGGGCUACAGCCGCGUCCAAAACACCAACGGCAUCUACGCCUCUUGCUUCCCAAACUGGUGGUUUACAUUCCUUACCUGCAUCAACGUUUGCGCAAGGCAUAGACGACUUGCAGCAGCAAGUCAACCUAUAUGUUAGAGGCCUGACAAAUUUCACUAGUACUAACAAAUAAUUCAUCGAUUUUCUAGUUGUUUUUUUUUUGUAGUCGUCUUCCUCCUAUUAAACGUGGAGAUCCCCGACGAGCAAAUGUACAGUAUUGAGAAAGAGAAGGCA